GAUUGCCAGAUUGGUAUAGAACAAACCGGACCAAACAAAUUGAACCGGUUAUAAUAAACCCUAAAUCCCCAAAUCAGAUUACCCUUCUUCAACCUCUCGACGACGCCGAGUAGAUUCCUUCUCCGCGUCUCUCCAGCUUCCCGAUCUCUACAGUUCCUCGUGAUCUGUAAACCAAUGGCGUUAGUUGUGAUUUGUGGGCAACCUUGCGGUGGCAAAUCAAUAGCUGCAGUAACUUUAUCUGAAUCACUGAAAGAAUCUGAUACGAAGCAGAGUGUUAGAAUCAUAGACGAGGCUUCGUUUCAUCUAGACCGCAACCAAAACUAUGCCAACAUGCCUGCGGAGAAAAACUUGAGAGGAAAGCUCAGGUCUGAUGUUGAUAGAUCAGUUUCGAGGGGAGACAUUGUUAUUGUAGAUUCAUUAAAUAGCAUCAAAGGUUAUAGAUAUGAGCUGUGGUGUAUUGCGCGCGCCGCUGGGAUUAGGUACUGUGUUGUCUACUGUGAUGUGGAUGAAGCUCGUUGCAGGGAGUGGAAUAAGGAGAGGAGUGAUAGAGGGGAGGCUUCGUAUGAUGAUGGUGUGUUUGAAGAUCUUGUGAGAAGGUUUGAGAGACCUGAGAGGAGAAACCGAUGGGAUUCGCCUCUUUUUGAGCUGUACCCUUAUCGAGAUGGGAUUGAGAGAUCCUCUCUUGUGAUUUUAGAGGCUGUGACUUAUCUGACCAAGACUGUUGAUUCUAAAACUCAGGAUGUGAGAGUUCUUCAGCCGAGUAUAGCGACUCAGUCUGCUAGAUUCUCUGAAGCGAACUCUCUUUAUGAGUUGGAUAGGGCGACACAAGAAGUCAUCAAUGCGGUUGUGGAGCAGCAAGGGCUUGGUGGGGUUAUAAGUAGAGUUACUCUUGGCAAUGAGCUACCUCCAGUUGAAAUCUGCAGACAGGUUGGACUACCGGAGCUAAGGAGGCUUCGAAGAACGUUUGUUAAAUUGAUGGGUCAAGCGAGUCUGAGCGGGCCACCGUUACCAACUGAUGCAGACAGUGCCAAGAGGCGGUUUGUGGAUUACUUGAACAGAGAGUUUGGAGGGCAAUAACGAUUGAAGAUUGGGGUUACAGUUUGGGUUUAUCGUUUUGUCCAGCACAAGUAAAGUGUACACUUUGUGAUCUUCAGUGAGAUUUUGGGGAUAAAUUGAUGUAGUACUUCUUAUGCAAACAUUUAUAAUCAUUUUACAAGUAAAAGUGUUUUUGUUUGUAAA
Molecule: messenger RNA, 1239 nt
Organism: Brassica napus (rape)
Lineage: Eukaryota; Viridiplantae; Streptophyta; Magnoliopsida; Brassicales; Brassicaceae
Product: protein KTI12 homolog
Exons: 2
Coding region: 175-1077 (300 amino acids)
Source: RefSeq, a predicted model, not a curated record